AUGGCGUCCACACAAGCCCCUCAACCAUCACCUCCCACAAACCCACGAAAGCGCGGCGCCCCCAGCCUCCCAGUCGGCUCCGGCAACGAGCGCAAACGCGCAAAGUUCCAAGACGCCCGCACCAUUGCCGUCCAGAGCUCCAACCCAGCCCUGCGGUCCGGCGAACUCGACGUCAAUGCCUUCAUCCAGUCCCGCGAAUUCGAGAUUGCGGCGCUCCGGGAUGCAAUGAAGAACUCGAAGCGUGCGAGCAACAAACGGGCCUUCCAAUUGGUGCCUAGGGACAUGAGACGGCGCACGGCAAGCCACAAUGUCAAGAGGGUGCCCAAGAGACUGCGAAAGAGGGCGGCGCGCGAAAUGCAUGAAGACAACACCCCUACGGUGACUGCCCGCCGGCGGAAGUCUGCAGGCUUUAUGCGUCUGCGCCUUGAGACAGCGAAAAAGCUCAAGAAUAUGGCUACCAAGCGGGAGCUUAACCCAGAGAUCCUCUCGAAAACUCCCUUGUCACGUAGUACGAUCAAUGAGCUACGGAGACCGCCACGGCCGGCAAACAAGUUUAGGAAGAGGCAGAGGGAGAAGACGUGGUUGCCGACGCAUCUGUGGCAUGCAAAGAGAGCAAGGAUGGGGGUGAGGUGGAGAUUCGCCGUAGCAGAAACACCCACCGAGAAGUGUUAUCGCCCGACGCAUAGAGCAAGUCAGACAAAGGGUGCCGUGGCAUGGGAUCAAAGCUACUUUUCAACAGUCAUGCUGAGAGGGAGUGAAGAAAAUUGCAAAGAGGUGAUUGGAAAGGUUUGUGGGAAAGCAGUGGGCCCAUUGAGCAAGCUUGUUGUGAGUGGAAAGAGGGCAUGUGAGGCAUGGAUUUACAAGGCAGGGGAUUAUCCUACAGGGCCAAUUGCACCCGUUACCAUUAUCUGGUGUGUGCCUAAAGACGUCAAUGAGCACAGGGAAAUAUUUAUCAGGGUCCACCCAUCAGCCUUCCUUGAGCUAUGGGACACCCUCCUUCCACUCUGCAAAGCUCACAAAACAGUCAUUGAAGACCUGCGAUUCGAAAUCGGCAGUAUCGAAAUCACAGGGCCGUCUGCCACUGCUGCACUCCUCUCCAUCCUCAAACCCACCACCCCCGGCUCGCCAGAGUCUCCAGAAGGCAUAUGGCCCCAACUACAUGGGCUUACCAACCCCUCUUUUCUUCCUCUCGGCGCCCUACUCACCUUCAAAAUCAGCGACCCACGCCUCCGUCUCCCUCCCCGCCCCUUCAUCCCCGCACCCUCCGCAACACCCGAAGCAGAUCUUCUCAACCUCUCUCGCACCUGGCCGCCCGACAGCACACUCCCACCAUCACCUCUCUUUCUCCGCGAAGCACGCGCAACCGCUGUCCGCUUGCAAUCAUCGCACCGCAAGAUAGGCCGCCGAAAGGCAGCCGCGCCGCCAGGUGAAUAUAUCCCCGCACUGCCCACAGACCCAGAGAUCCCACUGCUCCUGUUUGCGUCGCACCGCCAGAUGCCUGUUCGUGGAGUGUCACAGGCAAUAGGGUCGUGGACCCUAAUGCUACCGUGGAAGUGGGUCAUGCCCGUGUGGUAUGGGCUCAUGAAUGUCUCGAGUGACAUCAGAUUUGGAGGCAUAGACGAGGUGAGGCAGGUUUUCUUCGAGAGGGGCGAAGGGUGCUUUCCCGACGAUUUCCCGGGGACGGCAUCAGGGGCGGAGGAGGAGAGGAGGAAGGGGGCGGAGAGGAAAGAGGUGUGGGAGAAGAGGCCGAGGGGCAAAAAGGUGGUUUGGGAAAGGGUCUUGUUGGGAGAAAAGAGAGGAGAGCUGGGUGAUGGGUUUUUAUGCGAUUGGGGGUGGCUGGUUGGUGACAGGAAGGUGAAGGUUGUUGGGAAGGAGCAGGUCGAUAAGGCUACUGCGAAGACUACGGGGGUUGCGGAAACUGCGGGGGCUACGGAAACUAUGGAGACUGCGGAGACUACGGAGACCGCCAGGACGACAGAGACUGCGGAUAGCAUGGACAUAGAUCCACCUGCCCCUCCCCAUCCCCCGGCUGAACCAGCUCCUUCCUCCAAACCGGUUCCUUCUGUUGAGCCAGCACCUCCAGUAGAGUCAACUCCUCCAGUCGGGCCAACCAAUCCCGCCGAACCAACUCCCUCCCCAAUAGUAGCUCCCAAAUACUGGCAAAUACCCGCGCACCUGAUCCAUCCUCUUCUUACCUCCACCGAUAAUCUCUCUAGCACCCUUUCCACACUCCCCCCCGCUACACUCGCCGCUGGCCUCUUCACGGUAAAACUUACCUCCCUACAACGCGGCACACCUUUAUCCCGUGCACGAAUAUACGCCCUCCCCGAAUCAAAUCCAGAGCUGUGUGCACAGUGGAAAUCGCUCCUACCGCAAUCCAAAGCAAAGAAAGACUCCAACCUCAAGAAUGGCAAGAAGCAAAUACCCCGGGCAGGGCAAGAGGGAUACCCGCAUGUGCCAGGCGAAGAAGAGUGCAUAGGCUUUGUGACUACGGGUAACUUCAAUCUCAAAGAGGGGAUGGGCAUUGGGGUUGGCGCUUUGGCUUUUGGCAAGGUUUUUCGGGAGGGGAGGAAGGGGACUGUGGGGAGAGUUGUGAUUGUGAGGAGUGUGGGUGAGAGUCUGGGUAGGCUGGCCAGAUGGGAUGUUGUUUAA
Messenger RNA from Morchella importuna, 2652 nucleotides. RefSeq lists its product as uncharacterized. Lineage: Eukaryota; Fungi; Ascomycota; Pezizomycetes; Pezizales; Morchellaceae. The transcript has a single exon. Gene Ontology annotation, cellular component: nucleolar ribonuclease P complex; ribonuclease MRP complex. The coding region runs from base 1 to 2652 and encodes 883 amino acids. The record is from RefSeq and is a predicted model, not a curated record. Gene Ontology annotation, biological process: tRNA 5'-leader removal.